AGCAAUGUAUUCGAGCACGCCUUGCUUCUCUGUCCCAGUUGGUCUCUGACAGCUCUCCUGGAAACUCUUUGAAGAAGAUAUUCCUUUCGCUGGGGAGAGCUUUAUUUGUACUUGUGGGAUUAUUGUUUGUUUUCCUUUUUGUUCUUCUCUCUUUUUCUCUUCGGCAAAGGAAGAAUUACAAUAAAACUCCAGAUGCUUUUCUCGGCGAGGAAGCGAAGGAGAGACUGUUGAGCAGCUGCUGAACAUGGGCAAGCUUCAAUCGAAACAUGCAUGCAAGCGAAGAGAAAAUCCUGAAGGAGACAGCUUCGUGGUGAAUACCUAUCUGAAUCGCCAGGGUCUGGAAGAGUAUGAACGGCAAAGGGCUUCGAACGUUGUCCCGGAGCCAGCGAAGCAGCGCGGAUACCGACCUCUCUCUACGGAACUUUUGAAUGGAGAACUGAAAGGUGGUCAGUUCCUUGAUGACCAGUGCCCCCUAGAGGUGGUGCUUCCCCCAGAGAAGGUGGAACCAUGUGAUGGAAUCACGCCGACUUUCACUCAGGAAGAUGGGGAAAAGUGUCCCAGUAAAGAAACCAGUAGAGGCGCAAGCAAAAAAAGGCUGAACUUUGAUGAGCUAGAAUGUGACGUGUCUGUUGAAGAAGAUAACCAUCAGGAAUGGAUCUUCACUCUUUAUGAUUUUGACAACAGUGGCAAGGUUACGAAGGAGGACAUGUCCAGCCUGAUGCACACCAUCUACGAAGUUGUAGAUGCUUCGGUGAACCAGUCAUCCUCCAGCAGCAAGACCUUGAGGGUAAAGCUAACAGUGACCCCCGAACCUCUUCAGAGGAAGAAAGAUGGUCCUACCAGUGGUCAAGAUCGAGAAAGCAACCGGAGCAGAAAUGAAGUUGAACAUGUGGAGGAAACGAAGAGUCCAGACAAGAGGUUGUCUGCCCAGCUGAGAAGAUACAACAGUGACCAGCAGCAGUCAAAUAUUCGUGAACAAUACUGUGUCGAUGAAAACACAGAGAGAAGAAACCAUUAUUUAGACUUGGCUGGGAUAGAAAAUUAUACAUCCAAAUUUGGACCAGGGUCCCCGCCGCUACAGACCAGGCAAGAACACCACGGGAAAACCCCUCACUCCCAAAGCAGGUCACGAUCCCAGGAAUCGGAGACCCACGGCAGUCACCAGCGCCGAUCGCAGCUCCUCCUGGACCAGCCCUCUCCAACAUUUGGGGGUGAGCUGCGGUCAGGCGAAGCCCACCAGCGGCUGAAGUGCCAGGAGAAGAUGCUUGGGAAGUCUCCUAAAGGAGUGGGGAAGGUUUCUGCAGCACCCGGCCAGAGUGGUGGAAACAAGGCGGGUAAAGGCCUGCACUACCACUCCCAGCCCAGCCACCCGGGUCACGACCAUUAUCACUUCCAGCAGCAACAGCACAACCAUAAAAAGUACAGGCAACGAAUAAAAGACAUCCACUCUCCACUGAAGUCAGCUCACGUUCAGCCCCUGGCACUGGAGCAAGAGUUCGUCCGCGACCUGCCGCCGGUCAUGUCGAGCGACGGCUACAUAAUGCCGGUCGUUCAGCGACAUGAGCACCAUCAUCACCACGAGCACCAUCAUCACCAUCACUACCACCACUACCAUCAGUCGUGAGGAGCCGGCGGCAACGGCAAGCAAGCAGGAAAACAAAAGCCCCCAGUUGUGGGCUGCCCUUUGCCUGUCCACAUCACUACUGUACUUUGUACAUGUCGUAUGAUGGCAGCAAACAUUUUUGAGCUGAUGCAAUGAAGCAACAGUUGGGGACUUUUUUUUGUUUGAACUGAUACAUGUGCAAAUCUCUUUAGGGUUGAUAAUCACUUUUAUUUAAUCCUCAUCCCCAAUGCCUGCUUGACUGGGGUGAAACGUGCAGCUCCUAGCUACACAGGAGACUGCGCAUCACAAAGCACAGGCCUACUUUAUAUUUCUUUUUAUUCAUAAUGUUAUUUGAAAAAUAAUCCAAGAAGAUUUGAAACACCACUGCCAUUACUCUGCUGCGUAAAAAAAAAUAUAAACGUCAGAUUUUAUUGUUUUAUUAUUAGCUGAAUUGGACUUCCACUUCUCUUUAUUGGACUGGAAACAUUACAACUCGCUUGCUCUGUGGUGCUACAGAUGUGAGCUACCAUGAUGACCCAUCACUAUCGGAGCCAUUAGCUCAUUCCAAGAGUCAUUUAGUGAAUUGCUUCCUCUGUCAAAGCAAGAUUAUCUUUACUGUGGGAUACCAAUCGGUGUUUAAUGUUAUGAACCGAAACAUAGAAUAGUCUAUCAGCAUGUAUUAAAAAAAACACCAUAAGGAUGAAUGUAACACAUAGUAACCAUUGUUAAAAAUAUAAUUUAUUCAUAUAUUGAUAAAUCUUUUAUUUUUAGUUAUAUCUUGCUAACAUUAUCAAUUGGGUCUUGUUUUCAUUGGGAAUUAUUUGGCUUUUUUUUGUUUCUUAAGAAACACUCUUAAUUUUUGUUGUAUUUCGUGUGUAUGGCAUUGUGAUUGAUUUCAAUGCAAUGUGCACAGUUUUGCUUUGUCUUUGCAAGGCAUUUUCAAGAAGCUGUACACCUGUGAGGACUGUACACCUUAAAGCAAUUAGUGAUGUUAUGUUUGUGAGUAGGCUGCUAACACAGUAGCUCCACUUCAGUUCUGGUUCACUCUUUGUGAAGUUCCUUCCACAAACCUCAUUGUAUUUGAUAAGGAGUGUUUUGAAAAAUAUCUUCACUUGUGUCACUGUCAAUUUUUUUUUAUUAAAAUGAAAGUCCUGGAGAAAGUUGAAAUGACUGUUGGUCAACCCAAGACCUAGAACAGACUAUUUUAGAGACUGAAGCAUGAGAAAAUCUGCAGAUGCUGGAAAUCCAAAGCAACACACACACAAUGCAGGAGGAACUUAGCAGGUCAGGCAGCAUCGAUGGGAAAGGUAAACGGUCGACACUUCAGUCCGAGACCUUUCAUCAGGACUGGAAAGAAAGAGAAUUCCUCUUUCUGUCCAGUCCUGAUGGAGGGCCUCCGCUCAAAAUGUCAAAUGUUCACAUUUAUUCCAUUUCAGAAACUGAUUUUUUUUUAAAAAAAGAGCCCCCAAUCUAGAUAAUGCUACUUUUUAUAGAAACCCAUUGCAAUCUGUUAUUCAUUGCAAAACAUUACUGCCUCGUCAAGAUGCCAGAAAGUUUCUGUACCACAGGUCAUUGUUGAAAUGUAUUGAAAACUUGGUCACAAUCAAUUUGGAGCUGACCCAUUUGUUUAUGAACAAAGGCAAUAUGUCACUGUAAUACUUACAUUCCAAUUUUGUGUGGAUUUCUCCCAUAUUAUGUUGACAGUAUUUUCCCAGAUAUGUUAUUAAAAGUAGUCAAUACCAUAUUGUAGUGAUAUUUUUGUAAAAGAAAAGACCUUUCAUAAUAGUUCUACUUUAUUGGACAUCACUGCGGUUUUUUUGUAUAGUGUUGUAUAUGGACUUAAUUAAAUGCAUUAUUUAUUUAA
This is a messenger RNA of Hypanus sabinus (Atlantic stingray), 3467 nucleotides long. RefSeq names its product NKD inhibitor of WNT signaling pathway 2b (gene nkd2b). Gene Ontology annotation, cellular component: cytoplasm. The coding region runs from base 245 to 1624 and encodes 459 amino acids. The transcript has 10 exons. Gene Ontology annotation, biological process: negative regulation of Wnt signaling pathway. Gene Ontology annotation, molecular function: calcium ion binding. Lineage: Eukaryota; Metazoa; Chordata; Chondrichthyes; Myliobatiformes; Dasyatidae. The record is from RefSeq and is a predicted model, not a curated record.